This is a messenger RNA of Rhinopithecus roxellana (golden snub-nosed monkey), 4351 nucleotides long. RefSeq names its product zinc finger protein 284 (gene ZNF284). NCBI's taxonomy places the organism in Eukaryota, Metazoa, Chordata, Mammalia, Primates, Cercopithecidae. Gene Ontology annotation, biological process: negative regulation of transcription by RNA polymerase II. The coding region runs from base 221 to 1999 and encodes 592 amino acids. The record is from RefSeq and is a predicted model, not a curated record. The transcript has 5 exons. Gene Ontology annotation, molecular function: DNA-binding transcription repressor activity, RNA polymerase II-specific.
CUCCCGGGGGGUGAGGUUGCUGCCGUGCGUUUCGGUGGUAGUUUUGUGUCAGUUAUGUGUCUUGUCGGUCCUUGUCAACAUGUCCCCUUACGAUGCGGGCUCGCAACCACCUGGAAGUUGACUAAGAGGAGAAGGAGCCUCGUUGGAAAACGGAGGCACAAUUCUGUCUUCCCUUGAACUGCAUAACUGAGAACUCUGCAAAUUCCCCAGAGGAGGAAAAAUGACCAUGUUCAAGGAGGCAGUGACCUUCAAGGACGUAGCUGUGGUGUUCACUGAGGAGGAGCUGGGGCUGCUGGACCCUGCCCAGAAGAAGCUGUACCGAGAUGUGAUGCUGGAGAACUUCAGGAACCUGCUCUCAGUGGGGCAUCAACCUUCCUACCAAGAUACUUUUCACUUCCAAAGAGAAGAAAAGUUUUGGAUCGUGGAGACAGCAACUCAAAGACAAGGGAAUUCAAGAGGCAAGAUCCAAACUGAGUUGGAGUCUGUUCCAGAAACAGGACCACAUGAAGAGUGGUCUUGCCAGCAAGUCUGGGAACAAGCUGCAAGUGAGUUAACUAGGCCUCAAGACUCUAUGAUAAAUAGCUCUCAGUUCUCCACACAAGGUGAUGUCCCCUCCCAGGUUGAUGCAGGACUAUCUAUCAUUCACAUAGGACAGACACCUUCCGAGGAUGGGAAGUGUAAAAAAUUCUUCAGUGAUGUCUCCAUCCUUGAUCUUCAUCAACAAUUACACUCAGGAAAGAUGUCCCAUACAUGUAAUGAGUACAGGAAGAGCUUCUGUUAUAGCUCAGCUCUUCGUCAGAAACUUCACAUGGGAAAGAAACUCUAUAAGUGUGAUGUGUGUGGUAAGGAAUUUAGUCAGAACUCACAACUGCAAACUCAUCAGAGAAUCCACACUGGAGAGAAACCAUUCAAAUGUGAGCAGUGUGGGAAAAGUUUCAGCCGUAGAUCAGGAAUGUAUGUUCAUUGCAAAUUACACACAGGAGAAAAACCUCAUAUUUGUGAGGAAUGUGGGAAGGCCUUCAUUCACAAUUCCCAGCUUCGGGAACAUCAAAGAAUCCAUACUGGGGAGAAGCCAUUCAAAUGUUAUAUAUGUGGUAAGAGCUUCCAUAGUAGAUCAAAUCUUAAUAGGCAUUCCAUGGUCCACAUGCAAGAGAAAUCAUUCAGAUGUGAUACCUGCAGUAAUAGCUUUGGUCAGAGAUCAGCACCUAAUGGUCAUUGCAGGGACCACACAGGAGAGAAAGUCUACAAAUGUGAAGAAUGUGGAAGGAGCUUCACUUGUAGGCAAGAUCUCUGUAAGCAUCAGAUGGACCAUACAGGAGACAAACCAUAUAACUGUAACGUAUGUGGGAAGAGCUUCAGGUGGUCCUCGCGUCUUUCGAGACAUCAGCGGAUCCACAGUGGAGAAGCAACAUUCAAGUGUGACGGAUGUGGGAAGAGAUUUCAUAUGAAUUCACGGGGCCAUUCUCAUCAGACAGCCCACAGAGAAGAAAAACUGUAUAAAUGUCAGAAGUGUGGGAAGGGCUACAUUAGUAAGUUUAAUCUUGACUCGCACCAGAGGGUCCACACGGGAGAGAGACCUUAUAAUUGUAAGGAAUGUGGAAAGAGCUUCAGGUGGGCCUCAGGUAUUUUGAGACAUAAGAGACUCCAUACUGGAGAAAAACCAUUCAAAUGUGAAGAGUGUGGGAAGAGGUUUACUGAGAAUUCAAAACUUCGUUUCCAUCAAAGAAUUCACACUGGAGAAAAGCCUUACAAAUGUGAGGAGUGUGGAAAGGGCUUCAGAUGGGCCUCAACUCAUCUAACCCAUCAGAGACUCCACAGUAGAGAAAAAGUACUUCAAUGUGAGGACUGUGGGAAGAGCAUUGUGCACAGUUCAUGCCUUCAAGACCAACAAAGAGACCACAGUGGAGAAAAAACAUCCAAAUGUGAGGACUGUGGGAAGCGCUACAAGAGGCGCUUGAAUCUCGAUAUGAUUUUAUCAUUAUUUUUAAACGAUAUAUAAUUAUUGUCCAUAUUUAUGGGUUACAGCAUGAUAUUUCAAUACAUGUAUACAAUGUGUAAUGAUCAAAUCAGUGUUAUUAGCAUAUCCAUCGUCUCAUUUAUCAUUUAUUUGUGUUGAUCAUUUAUCGUUUCUUUGUGUUUUGAACCUUCAAAAACUGUUCUAGUUAUUUGAAAAUAAAUUAUUAUUAAUUACAGUCACCUUUAGUGCUGUGGAACACUAGAACUUGUUCCUUUCAUCUUACUGUACUUUUGUAUCUGUUAACCAAUCUUUCAUCAUCCACCCUCCCUCCUACUUUUCCCUUCUAGUAAUUGCUAUGCCAUGCUGCUUCUCCUUUUUAUUUUUAUUUUUUCUUUUGAGAACAGAGUCUUGCUCUGUUGCCCAGGCUUGAAUGUAGUGGCAUGAUCCUGGCUCACUGCAGCCUCCACCUCCUGUGUUCAAGUGAUUCUCCUGCCUAAACCUCCUGAGUAGCUGGGAUUACAGGCAUGCACCACCAUACCCGGCUAAUUUUGGUACCUUUUUUUUUUGAGAUGGAGUAUCACUCUGUCGCCCAGUCUGGAGUGUAAUGGCGCGAUCUCGGCUCACUGCAACCUCCGCCUCCCAUGUUCAAAUGAUUCUCCCUGCCUUGGCCUCCUGAGUAGCUGGGACUACAAGUGGCCACCACCACAAUCGGUUAAUUUUUGUAUUUUAGUAGGGAAUGGGUUUUUGCCAUAUUGGCCAAGCUGGUCUCGAACUCCUGACUUCAGGUGAUCCACCCACCUCAGCCUCCCAAAGUGCUGGGAUUACAGGCGUGAGCCACCAUGCCCAGCCUAAUUUUUGUAUUUUUAGUAGAGACUGGGUUUCACCACGUUGGCCAGGCUAAUCUUGAACUCCCAACCUCAAAUGGUCUACCUGCCUUGGCCUCCCAAAGUGCUGGGAUUACAGGCAUGAGCCACCGUGCCCAGCCAAUGCUGUGCUGCUUCUGUGAUUUUUGAGAACAGUCUUGCUCUGUUGCCCAGACUUUCACAUAUGUGUGAUAACCUGUAGUAUUUAUCUUUCUGGGCCUGAAUUUACAUCACUCAACUUCAUGUUCUCCAAAGCUUAUCUUUACCUUGCCAUAAAUGACAGAAUUUUAUUAUUUUUUAUGGUUAAAUAGUGUACCUUUGUGUAUGUAUGCCACAUUUUCUUUACCAUUUUCUGUUGAUGAAUAUUUAGAUUUGUUCCAUAUGUUAGCUAUUGCAAAUAGUACUAUAAUAAAUAUAGGAGUACAGAUAGGAGUUCAACACACUAAUUUCCUUUCCUUUGGAUAUACAGCUAAUAGUGGGAUUGCUGGAUCACUUGAAUCUUAAUAUGCAUAAGAGAAUCUACACUGGAGAAACACCGUGGAUGUGUGGAGAGUGUGGUACAUACUUCAGUCAGGGCUCGCAUCUUCAAAUUGAGUGCCUGUUCUGUAGAGAAACCUUAAUAAUGUAAUAUACGUGACAGCAAAGAGUUAUAAGGUAUGAAUAUGUUAAUUUUAGUAGAUACUUCCAAAAACUAUUUCAAACUGGUUGUACCUCUAUAAACUCUGACCAUUAUUAGGCAAGAAUUGGCUUUUUUUUUUUCUUUUGAGACAGUCUUGCUCUGUCACCCAGAUUAGCAUGCAGUGGAAUGAUCACGGCUCCCUGCAGCAUUGACCUCCCAGGCUCAAGAAAUGCUUCUGCCUCAGCCCCUCAAAAGCUGGGACUAUAGGCAUGCAACAACAUGCCUGGCUAAAUUUUUGUUGUAGAGAUAGGGUCUCACUAUGUUGCCCAAAUUAGUCUCAAACUCCUGGGCUCGAGUGAUUCUCCCUCCUCAGCCUCCCAAAGUGCUGGGAUUACAGGCAUAAGCCACUGCGCCCAGCAUUUUGUUUUGUUUUGUUUUGUUCUUGAGAUGAGAUAUUUCUGUGUUGCCCAGGCUGGAUUGUUUAUUAACAGAUGCAUUUACAGUGCCCUAUAGCCUCGAACUCUUGGGCCUAAGUGAUCCUCUUGCUUUAACCUCCUGAGAAGCUGGGACUACAGGCAUGGACCACCACCCCUGACUGAUCUUCUUUAGUUUCUGUCAACAAAAUAGUACACUGUUUCCACUAACUUGGGAAGGCUAGUAUUUUUGGGGGGAAAAUCACUAAACAACAAAGAAAAUCUGAUGAAUUGGACAGCAUAAAAAUAUUGGCGUAAAGAUGAACAUAACAUAAGCAGGAAUAUUUAAAGCACAUACUUUUUAUAGAGUGUCUCCCCUGUAAUGUCUCUGGUUAAAUGAAAGGCUUUCAACUGUGAAGACAACCCUAACCAUACUCAUUACCUGUAAAGGAUGUAGCAUGGUCAUGGACUCCUUAAUAAACGUGAAGACUUUAAUCCA